Linum tenue is the source of this 2032-nucleotide messenger RNA. The record is from the annotation of a GenBank genome assembly. NCBI's taxonomy places the organism in Eukaryota, Viridiplantae, Streptophyta, Magnoliopsida, Malpighiales, Linaceae.
GGGUUUUUAAGAUUAGGAUGCCAACGCUCCACACUCUUCACUUCUCUCAUUUUCUCGUCAGCCGCAGUGGCUAGGGUUUUCCACACAUUAACUCUCACAAAAUUUUUCUCUCUCGUUUCUCCCCAUUUCGUCUCCCACCGAACACUCUCUUCAUUCGGCUAUGGCGUCCAGCAAUCAAUAGAGCGGUCUGUACUGUUCUAGACGGUCUUUAAUUUGAUUGGCGAGGGGAGUUUUCUCGGAAGUAAUCGGAAGAGCAGAAAUGGCGACCAUGAACCCCUUCGAUCUCCUCGGAGACGACGAUAACGACGAUCCUUCGCUGCUCAUCGCUAAGGUCGAGAAGGAGAAGCCUAAGGUUCCUGCUACUCCUGCUGCGGCUCAAGCUCCGCAAGGCAAGCUUGUUAACAAGCCGCUUGCCCCUGCUCAAGCUGUGAGGGAAUCGAGAAAUGAAGGUGGCCGUGGAGGAGGGAAUCGUGGUGCUGGGCCGCGUUAUGCACGUGGUGGUCGAAGUGGUGGCGGUGGUUUCAACAGGGAGUCUAACAACUACGAGGCUGGUUAUGGUAACAGCAAGCCAUCUGAAGAUGGUGAGUCUGGGAGGACGAAUGAGAGGCGUAGCUACGGUGGUCCUCGCAUUGUUGGUGGCGGCCCUUCUUCCCGUGGACGUCGUGGUGGCUAUAGUAAUGGAGAAGCUGGUGAGGGCGAGCGCCCCAGAAGGGUGUUUGAGCGUCGCAGCGGAACUGGCCGUGGGAGCGAGAUAAAGCUGUGAAGGGUCUGGUCGUGGAAACUGGGGGACUGCUUCAGAUGAUGUUGCACCAGGUACUGAAGAACCUGUGGUUAGAGAAUGAAGCAAAUGCCACCUGCUGAGAAGCAACCUGCUGAGGGUGAGGCUGCUGAUGCCAACAAGGACAGUCCUGCAAAUGAAACUGAAGAGAAAGAGCCUGAGGAGGAUAAGGAGAUGACACUGGAGGAGUAUGAGAAGGUUCUUGAGGAGAAGAGGAAGGCUUUACUUGCUCUGAAGACCAGCGAGGAAAGGAAGGUCGAUGCUAAAGAAUUUGAGUCCAUGCAACAGCUGUCCUGCAAGAAGGAAAAUGUAGAAAUCUUUGCCAAGCUGGGUUCUGACAAGGACAAGAAAAAAGAAACUGCUGCUGAAAGGGAAGAGAGGGUAAGAAGGCUGUGAGCAUAAAUGAGUUCCUAAAGCCAGCUGAAGGCGAGAACCCCUACAGGGGUGGUGGCCGUGGCAGGGGCCGUGGGCGCGGUGAUCGUGGGGUAGAUCCAGCGGUGGAUAUGGAGGAGGCUACAACAGCCGUUGACGUGUCAGCCCCAUCUAUCGAAGACCAGGGCAGUUCCCGUCGCUGGGUGGCAAGUGAAGAUUUUUCUGCAAGAAGAGAAGUCCGGUGGAGUCGAAGGGGGUUUGGUUCGUUAUCAUCAGGAGUCACGCUCGAGAACAGAACGCAUAUUUUAAUUCAACUCUUGUCUUAGUUUAAAUUUGGGUGUAAAUUUAGAUAUGCCUGUCUUGGGUCUAUCUUCUGGCAGUGAUUCCUUUGCUGCAACUUUGGAUAAGCUUGAUACUCUUGUCAUCACUUUUCUUUUUUAUUAUCCCCCCCUUUUUGUUAUAUUUUUGGUUAAAACAGGUAAGUUUAGGGGAGUCUUGGAGUCUUAUCGUCUUUCGGAACUUGGAUGGUUAGCAUUUAGCAGCAGUUUUGUUUCGUCAAAUUUAGGGAUUUGUAGUUGUACUACUGUUGUUUUUCGGUCUUCCUCUUGCUCUACUACAUCUUCAUGUGUUUCUGAAUAUUUUGUGUUGGCACUUCUGUCUAAUCCUUGAUUGACUAAAAUCUCGAAUAACUGAGCUUAGAUGACUUAGCCUUGACUUGUAAACAGCUGACUGUCUAUCUAGGUCUCUGCCGGUGGUCUAGAUCAGCAGCUACAGCUGAUCCGGCGGCCUGAUGCUGCUGCUGCCGCUGCUGCGGGAAAUUGAGAGAUGCCCGUUGCCCAGGAGGUGUUUGUGAAAAUUCCCCGGUUACAGUUUUACAACACA